Caenorhabditis sp. 36 PRJEB53466 is the source of this 2675-nucleotide messenger RNA. Lineage: Eukaryota; Metazoa; Nematoda; Chromadorea; Rhabditida; Rhabditidae. The record is from the annotation of a GenBank genome assembly.
AUGCCUGACGACAUUCCAAAACUGCCGAGACGUCGCGGAAAGAAGAAUCAGCCCAAAGGUACGUUUUCUUCAUGGUUCAUGGUUAUAUCGAGAAACAGUUGCUUUUGAAUGGUACUUGACAAGUUUAUGAAACAGAAACGAACAAUAGGUUGAAGGACCGUUCGGAAUCAAUUUUUGUGCAGCGCUUCGGGUGUGGGUAUAGGCAGCGAUAAUUGGGGCGACUCGUUUUUCAUGAACUUCUAAACGCUUCUUGAAACGGGAACUUUUAUACCGUUUCACAAUACUAAUAAGUGCACAUUUUCUCCAUUUGAGUUAAUAUGUUCGGUUAUGUAUCAAAAAGUCCCCAAAUGAAGGUUCGACUCCUCUACGGAUUCGUUAACUAGACAUUCACAGCACUAGUAGAUGCCCACAUUUUCUUAAUUUCAGCUGCUGUCCUUAUGGAUUGGCCUAUCGGAACAAAAUGUGCAUAGUUCGAAAGAUCUCGACUCUAAAACUUGAAGAACUUCUCCGAAAGUCUAUUUAAAACGUGCUGACAGCAAAAGUUAGCAAGACAGCAUGUUUCAGAUGGGUUUUUCUCGAGUGUCAGAGGUCGGCAGUAGAACUGAAAAACGCGGUUGGAAUCGUAAUGUUUGGAUCUUUGAAUCCUUGUAAAUCUAGUUCAGCUAGGUCAAAAUACUUCCUAAUGGGUCCCGUUUCUCUACUUCGGUUCUUCUUCACCGUUACCUAGGAAGUUUGCAGACACGGCAUGGAAACAGCAGCGUCUUCCGUCUCUCCGCGCCCACUACAGUGUCACCUCGGCGAUUCCGGUCACUUUGACGGUCGGAGUCGCCACGCUCGCAAUGGGAAUCGCACUCUACUUCGGACAUCAGGGCUGUGAGUCUCUAUCGUUUGUUCUGUGCGAAAACGGAAAAAAAGCAGUCGGAUAGUAUUGAAAGCAAUAAAACAAUGUGAAGAAUCUUCUUAGAAUAUGAAACAUUUACUGCUUUUCAAUGAUGACAUUUGAGGAAUAUUCGAUACUUAUUUGUUUGUAGCAUUGGAGCAGGAGAUCAAAUACACGGAUUGUGCUCUACCGAACGGAACACAAGUGUCACACUUGAUACGGAGGGAAAUGAUGAACGAAACGCUCAUCUGCCAAUAUUCGGUCACGCUGGAUCAGGAUUACAAGGUGAGCUGAAAUCAGUUCUCUGAUAUUUAUGAGUUGUGUGAAACGUAGACCAUCAUUUGCAGGGCGACGUCAAAUUCUACUACGGACUCUCCAAGUACUAUCAGAACAACCGUCUCUACUUCAAUUCUCGGAAUGACCAGCAAUUGCGGGGCAAAAUUGACAAGAUCGACGGGUGCGAACCACUGAAAUACGUGCUGCAGAACGGUUCGAAAGUGCCGAUCGCGCCGUGCGGAGUCGUCGCCAACUCCAUGUUCAAUGGUAAUUCAGCUAAUUGUUUGACUCCUUUCUUACAGCGCUCUGUGGCAUCAAAAACAAAACAUGCCAUUUAAAAACAAUUCUUUUAUGAGCAAUCUGAAACAGUUAUUUUUUUUUCCGUUUCAUAAUCUUCAUAUCCGCUAGCUCAUCGUCAAACUGCACUUGAAGAUAACUGAUUCCUUCAGACACCUUCCAACUCUUCUACAUUUCGAACCGUUUCACGAACGGAACGACUCGAGUCCCCUGGGUUACACGUGGCGUUCUGGGAGCGACCGAGAUGAAACGGAAGUUUGCGAACCCGAUCAGAGCCGUCAAUCAGACACUUUGCGAUGUUUUUGCGGUUAGUCGGUUAUUCAGUUAUACAGGGAUUGCCCAGAAAGUUGUCCUACCUAAAUAUGAGCCCAUCGAAACGGUUUUCAUUGUUUCAGGGCACAGUGCAACCUCCGUCGUGGCGCAUUCCGAUCUGCCAAUUGGGCGUUAACAGCACGGACGCGGACGUCGGAAUCGGCCUCGAAAACAUUGAUUUCAUGGUGUGGAUGAAGGUGGCCGCACUGCCAAAGUUCAGAAAACUGUACAGAAUACUCGAUACACAGGUGAGCAAACUUUAUGAAUAUCAGACGAGGACUACUGUAUUUCCAGGUGGACAUGUUCAGCAACGGACUGCCGGCCGGAGAAUACCGACUUGAGAUUACUUACAGUGAGUUUCGGUUUCAUGAAAGUGAUAAUAAUGAAUGAACAGAGUAAUAACGAAUGAGCAUAAUUAACAUAAUCCUGAGGAUUUGGCAGAUAAAAUUGGUCUGAAAGUACUGUUUUUUACAUCUUUUACGUUUUUCGUCUUUUCUGCAACUCUGCGCUACGCAGAAAGUACGCUUUUCCAGAUGUUUGCUCAGAAGAUCCAUUCGUGGGAAUGUAAUUUCUCAGUUAAACAUGUUCAUGUAAUCAGAACUCAAAAAGCAAGACUAAAUGGAGUUCCCUUGUCAGUUUUUUACAGUUUCAAAUUGUUGCCAAAGUUUCCUCGCAAACCGCACCAGCAAUGUCCAACCCAUUACCAUACCUUUCUCAUUUUGCAGACUACCCGGUGGACAUGUACUCGGGCGACAAGUACUUUGUGAUUGCGAGCGAGAACUGGGUCGGACCCCGCAACCUGUUCCUGCCGGUCAUCUACCUCGUCGUCGGCACCUUCCUUCUUCUCGUCACCCUUUUGUUCAUUUUGAUCUGGCUCAAACAGAGACUCUCCAGAGUUCAUCCCACUUAG